AUGAAGAUCGCAGAUCGAACUUUCCUCAUCAGCGGCGGUGUCUCAGGCCUCGGUCUCGCUACAGCACGCGCACUCCACGAACAAGGCUCAUACGUUUCACUGCUUGACCUCAACGCUGACAACGGUGCCAAGAUCGUCUCCGAACUCGGUUCUCGCGCAAAGUUCUUCGAAACCGAUGUCUCGGACACACAAGCCAUCGCCGCAGCAGUACAAGGAACAGUAGCAUGGGUAAAAGAGACGGGGAAAGAGAUUGGAGGUGUAAUAGCUGGAGCAGGUGUGGGAAUGCCUGGGUUGAUCAUUGAUAAGAAGAAUGAGCCGCUCAGUAUCGAAAGCAUCGAUUUUGUACUCAAUAUCAACUUGAGGGGCACGUUGGAUUUGAUCCGUCAAUCGCUGCCAUAUAUGACUACUGCUACGCCCUCCAGCCCCGAUGGCUCCCGUGGUGUCAUUAUCAUGAUCGCUUCCUCUGCUGCAUUUGACGGUCAGAUGGGUCAAGUCGCAUAUGCAGCUUCCAAAGGCGCUGUUGCCUCUCUCACUCUUCCACUCGCCCGCGAUCUGUCAAAGUAUGGUAUACGCGCCGUAACGAUAGCGCCGAGCAUGUUCGAUAGCGCCAUGACGCGAAUGAUGAGCGACAAGGUCAGGAAGAGUCUCGAACACAGUAUGGAGUUCCCCAAGAGGGCGGGGUUGCCUGAGGAAUUUGCGAGGUUGGUGGUGGAGUGUGUAGGCAAUGAGAUGCUGAACGGGACCGUGUUGCGGUUGGAUGGCGCCAUGAGAAUGCCAGCAAGGCUUUAG
This is a messenger RNA of Pyrenophora tritici-repentis Pt-1C-BFP, 789 nucleotides long. Lineage: Eukaryota; Fungi; Ascomycota; Dothideomycetes; Pleosporales; Pleosporaceae. The record is from RefSeq and is a predicted model, not a curated record.